Pistacia vera is the source of this 1071-nucleotide messenger RNA. RefSeq names its product putative pentatricopeptide repeat-containing protein At5g37570. Lineage: Eukaryota; Viridiplantae; Streptophyta; Magnoliopsida; Sapindales; Anacardiaceae. Gene Ontology annotation, molecular function: RNA binding; protein binding. Gene Ontology annotation, biological process: RNA modification. The transcript has a single exon. Bases 1 to 1071 code for a protein of 356 amino acids. The record is from RefSeq and is a predicted model, not a curated record.
AUGACAACAAAGAACUUAACCCCACAUACCAAAUAUUGUAAGACCGAACAUAGCAUAACUCACUACAUACACAUAAGCAAAACCCUUGACCAACUAAAACAAACACAUGCCCUCUUACUUAAAACCCUACCUAAAACCCACCACCAAAAUUAUUUAACCCAAUUUCUCUUCCAUCUCCUUAAGCUAUCCGGUGAUAACUUGAGCUAUGCACGCCAAGUGUUCGACAAAAUACCCAAUUGUAGGAAUCAAUUCCUCUGGACUUCCCUUAUACGUAGCCAUGUUGUUCAUACUCAAUUUAGCCAUUCCAUUUGGUUGUAUGCUAAAAUGCAGCGGUUGGGUGUAUUGCCAUCUGGGUUCACUUUCUCUUCCGUGCUCAAUGCAUGUGCUCGUAUGCCGGCAUUUCUUGAAGGCAAACAAGUGCAGGCUAAAGUAGUGCAAUUAGGUUACUUCCGGAACAAGUUUGUAAUAACUGCAUUGCUUGACAUGUAUGCAAAAUGUGGGUUUGUAUUGGACGCGAGAAGAUUAUUUGAUAUGAUGGAUGAUGAGGAUAAAGAUCUUAUUGCAUGGACUGCUAUGAUUUGUGGAUACACUAAGAUGGCUAUGAUGGAUGAUGCGCAAAGACUGUUUGAUAGCAUGAGCCAGCGCAAUGUGAUUUCUUGGACUGCAAUGGUUGCAGGGUAUGCAAAAUGUGGUGAUAUGAGAGCGGCAAAGGAGUUUUAUGAUAGGAUGAUAGAGAAGAAUUCUGUGACAUGGGUUGCUAUGAUUGCAGGGUAUGGGAAGUGUGGUGAUGUGAGUGAGGCUAAAAGAGUGUUUGAUGAGAUUUUGGAACCUGAUGCUUCAUGCUGGGCAGCAAUGGUGGCUUGUUAUGCACAAAAUGGGUAUGCUGAGAAAAGUAUUGAAUUGUAUAAGGUGAUGAGAGAAAAAAAUGAGAGAAUCAGUGAGGUAGCAAUGGUGGGAGCUAUCUCAGCUUGUACACAACUUGGAGACAUUGAAAUGGCAACUAAAUUGGCUGAGCAUGUGGAGCAAGGUUGCUGUGGUAAGUUCUUCUGGUUGUACAUUUUAUCAUUAUAG